Naegleria gruberi is the source of this 3156-nucleotide messenger RNA. RefSeq names its product myosin. The transcript is spliced from 4 exons. The record is from RefSeq and is a predicted model, not a curated record. Bases 1 to 3156 code for a protein of 1051 amino acids. Gene Ontology annotation, biological process: vesicle transport along actin filament; actin filament organization. Gene Ontology annotation, cellular component: cytoplasm; actin cytoskeleton; plasma membrane. Gene Ontology annotation, molecular function: ATP binding; microfilament motor activity; actin filament binding. NCBI's taxonomy places the organism in Eukaryota, Heterolobosea, Eutetramitea, Acrasida, Naegleriidae.
AUGAUCCUUCUAAGGAAUGCAACUGAUAAUGAUAUUGUUAAUAAUUUAAGAACAAGAUACAUUAAUAAUACUAUUUACAGCUAUAUUUCUGAUGUAUUAAUUAGUGUAAAUCCAUAUGAACCAAUUCAUGGAUUAUACAGCCACGAGCAAGUCGAUAUCUACAAGAAUAGAUAUUUCAAUGAGGUUCCUCCUCACUUGUAUGCUAUUGCCGAGAAGGCUUACAGAAACUUACAAAGAGAAAGUGGAAGUGGAAAGACUGAGGCAUGUAAAGAAAUAUUAAAAUACGUUUCCAUUGUGAGUGGAAAUGAUGAAGAUGUUCUCCGAGUGAAGAAUAUUAUUUCAGAGAGCAAUCCAUUGUUAGAAGCCUUUGGUAAUGCUAAAACAACUCGAAACGACAAUUCAUCAAGAUUUGGAAAAUAUUUUGAAAUCAUGUUUGAUAGUAUUGGAAAACCUUUAGGGGGUGAGAUUACUAUUUAUUUGUUGGAAAAGAGUAGAAUAUGUAAUGUACCAAAAGGAGAACGAAGCUUUCAUAUUUUCUAUCAAAUGAUAAGAGGAAUAGAUUCAAAGAUUAAGGAUGCCUUGGGAAUUUUAAAUAUUGAAGAGUAUUACUUUCUAAAUCAUUCAAAUUGUGAUUCAAUUUCUGGUGUGAACGAUGCCGAAAGAUUUCAAACAACAGUCAGAGCUAUGACUUCAAUGGGGAUAGACCAAGAAAAUCAGUUAAGAAUUUUCAAAUAUCUUUCUGCUAUCUUGUUAUUGGGUAAUUUACAAUUUUCUGAAAAUGGAACAUCAACAAAAGUUAUCAAUAGAAAGCAUCUUUUAAAAUGUGCCAGUUUGCUAAACAUUGAUGAAACUCUUCUUGAAGGAGCAAUGACAAAGAGAAUUAUAUACGCUGAAGGUCGUCCAAUAGAAACUCUUCACAAUUCUAUUCAAGCCAAGAAUACAAGAGAUGCUCUUGCUAAACUGAUUUAUGAAAGAGUUUUCCAUUUUGUUUUGAAAAAUGUAAAUAAUGCCAUGAAAUGCUCAGACUUUGAUUUGACUAUUGAUAUUUUGGACAUUUAUGGAUUUGAAGUGUUUGAAUCAAAUUCUUUUGAACAAUUAAUAAGCAACUAUGUGAAUGAAAAAUUGCAAAACAUAUUCUCAGAUAUGGUUAUAAAAUCAGAAAUUGAUGAAUAUGAGGAGGAGGGAGUUCCACACAGUACUGGAAACCAUGUCAGCAACAAACCUAUUUGUGAGUUAAUUGAUGGUAACAAUCCACCAGGGAUAAUGGCUUUAUUAGAUAGCAUUUGUGCAUACUCAAGUGCAGAAGAUUCCUAUGAGGCUGAUAAGAAGUUUUUGGAGGCCCUCUCAACGAUCAACAAUAAGAAUUUCUCUAAGAGAUCCAACAGCUUUAUUGUUGAACACUAUGCUGGUCCAGUUUCAUACAAUGGGUUUUCUUUUACAGAAAAGAAUAAGGAUUCAUUGUCGAGGGAUGUUAUCUCGUGUAUUCAAAGUACAAAUGAUAAUCUGCUGUAUAGGUUCUUCCCUGACAAUACAGACUCAAAGAAAAGACCACCAACUGCUUCUGCAAAGAUCAGAAAGAGCAUAGAUGAGUUGAUUCAAUCUAUCUCAAUAAGAGAAACUCAUUAUAUUAGAUGUAUAAAACCAAACGAGACAAAGCAACCAAGGCAAUUAGAUUUAAAGAAAGCACUUCACCAAGUUAAAUAUUUAGGAUUAUUGGAAAAUGUAAAGUUAAGAAGGAAUGGCUAUUGUUACCGAGACAGUUUUGCAGAAUUUUUCAACAAAUAUCGUGUUUUGUUUAGAAAUACUGUAGACUGGAGUGGAAGUAUUGAACAAGGAGCGCUUGCUAUUUUAUCUGAUUGUGACAUUCCUUCCACAGAGUAUUUCAUUGGAAAGUCAAAAAUCUUCCUGAAAUCACCUGCAUCUGUGGCUGUCUUAGAUGAAUUAAUGGAUAGAUAUUACCACAGCAAAGCUACAAUUAUUGCAAGAGCAUUUAGAAGAUACCAAUUCAAAAAAUACUUGCAAAGUUUGAAAGCCAAAGCAUUAGAUGUUUUGAGAGACAAGAAACAAAGAAGAAGAAAUUCGGUUUGUAGAGAGUAUCGAGGAGAUUAUUUGGACUUUUUUAAUAAUGCUCAAUUAUUAGAAAUCAUGCAACCUUACAAACAUGAAGGUGGAGUUUUCUUUGCUGAUCAUUUCAAAAGACCAAAGGCAAAACUCUUCAAAUCAGAACCAGCAAUGGCUAGAUUACAAGGAAUAAUUACUCAAAAAGCAAUCUACUUUAUAUCCAGAUCAAAAGUGAAGGAAAGAUUUUGUUUGUCCAUCUACAAGAGAAUCCCAUUUUCUCAAUUGGAUUGUGUAAUAUUAUCAAAUCUUCCAGAUAAUUGGAUGUGCAUUAAGAUUUUGGAUGAUUGUGCAAUUUUCUGUCAGAGUGAACAUAAGGUUGAAUUCUUGACAAUAUUGGACGACUUGUACAAAAAGGAAAUAGGUGGUGAUCUUCACAUAUUAUUUUCGAAUGAUUACGAAUAUGAAUACAAGAAAAAGAAGUUCAAAAAGGUUGAAUUCAUUACAGAUUAUACUAACAGACACCGUGAAUCUGUUAUUCAAUCAACAAAAACAUUCAAUUUCCAAAUUACUGUUUCCAAAGGUCUCUCCUACGAGCAAGUUUGUGAAAUUGCAAAGAAAUCAUUCUCCAAAUUAACUAGUUCUCAAAAAUCCCAUAACUCAUCAUUUGGAUUGGCUCUUGGAAGUUUGGGAAAUUGUCCUAAAUUACCAGUUGUUGUAGAGCCUAUUGCAAAUGCUCUUCCCCCACCUCUUCCUAAAACAAAGCCAAUUGUUAUUGACUCAGAUGAUCAAAUUAAGCUGCCUAUUAUUGAACAACCACCAACUAUUGUUGAAUCAAAUCAAAAUGAUGAUCCAAUUGAUGAAAAUCAACCAACAAGACUAUUAGUUCUGUACGACUACCAUGCUGCUCUUGAAGAUGAGCUCACUCUGAAAGAUGGAGAUGUUGUUAAUCUCAUAAAAAUGAAUUCUGACGGCUGGGGAUUGGGAGAGAUUGUUGAUCCUGGAGACAGAAAAAAGGUUGGAUUUUUCCCGCUUAAUUAUUGUGUUGAUGAAAACUCAUUUCUCAAUUUCUACUCAAAUUCAGAUACCUUGCAAUAA